UUUAUUGUUUAACAGUACAUGACAGAAGGAAUAUUAGUGAGAGAAAUGAUGGCUGAUCCAUUGUUGAGUUCUUAUUCCGUGAUUAUGGUUGAUGAAGUUCACGAACGAAGUGUUUACACUGAUAUUUUGUUGGGGCUUCUGAGGAAGAUUGUUCGAAAAAGACCUGAUUUACGGAUUAUAAUUUCAUCUGCCACUCUUGAAGCUGAAAUACUGAGAGAUUUUUUCAACACUAAUGAAUCAAAAAAUAGUUCAAAGGACACAGCAACCAUCAUUAGUGUAGAGGGUCGUAAUUUUCCUGUGGAUAUUCACUACGUCUUUGAGCCAGUUCCUGAUUAUGUUCAAGCAAGUGUGGACACUGUCAUUAAAAUUCACAGAUUUGAGUCAGGUGGGGGUAUUCUGGUGUUUCUUACAGGACAGGAAGAGGUGGAACACGUUGUGCGAUUGCUAAUUGAUUACGCCAGAACUUUAAAGAAAAAGUCAACAGAUAGAAAGCUUCUCAUUCUUCCUUUGUAUGCUGCUUUACCAGCCACAGAUCAGAUGAAAGUUUUUAAAUCAGUUCCUAGACAUGUAAGAAAAGUUAUCGUUGCUACCAACAUUGCUGAAGCAUCUCUUACCAUCAGUGGCAUAUCAUAUGUUGUUGAUUGUGGAUUUGUAAAAUUACGAUGGUACAACUCCAACACUUGUACCGACUGCUUGGUUGUUGUUCCUGUGUCCCAAGCAUCAGCGGAUCAACGAGCAGGACGUGCUGGGAGAGUACGUUCGGGAAAAACUUACAGGUUAUAUACAGAAGAAGACUUCCUAAAACUACCUGCCCAAACCUGUCCUGAGAUUCAGCGUAGCAGCCUUGCAUCUGUUAUUUUACAACUCAAAACUCUUGGAAUAGAAAAUAUUCUAAGAUUUAAUUUCCCUGCUGCACCUCCCUCAAAGAAUGUUAUUAAUGCACUGGAGUUACUCUAUGCUCUUGAGGCUCUUGAUGACAAUGGCCAAUUGACCUCUCCACUAGGGUUAAGAAUGUCAGAAUUUCCUCUUCAUCCAAUGUUUGCCAAGAUGCUCCUUGUAUCAGGUAACUUUGAAUGCUCAGAAGAAGCACUCAUAAUUGCUGCCAUGUUACAAGUUGAAAACAUUUUCACCUCACCUCCAGGUCAAGGAUUGCAAGCACGAAAAGCCAAAUACAGGUUUUCUGUUACGGAGGGUGAUCACAUUACUUUGUUGAAUGUGUACAAUGCUUUUAUAAAGGAAAACAAAAGCAAAAAAUGGUGUGGACAGCACUUCCUCAACUAUAAAGGUUUAAUGAGGGCAGAAGAAAUUAGAAAGCAACUUUCCAAACUCUUAACCAAGUUCAAGAUACCUUUGAAGACAUCAGAAGGGGAUGUUGAUGCUGUGUGUCGUUGUAUCGUAGCUGGAUUCUUUGCUAAUGCAGCCUACUUACAUUACUCCGGUGUAUACAAGACUAUUCGUGGAGACCAUACACUUUACAUUCAUCCAUCAUCAGUUUUGUAUUCACAGAAGGCACCUGAGUGUGUGGA
Messenger RNA from Limulus polyphemus (Atlantic horseshoe crab), 1526 nucleotides. RefSeq names its product probable ATP-dependent RNA helicase DHX35. Gene Ontology annotation, molecular function: RNA binding. Gene Ontology annotation, cellular component: catalytic step 2 spliceosome; intracellular anatomical structure. The record is from RefSeq and is a predicted model, not a curated record. NCBI's taxonomy places the organism in Eukaryota, Metazoa, Arthropoda, Merostomata, Xiphosura, Limulidae.